Messenger RNA from Lithohypha guttulata, 8055 nucleotides. RefSeq names its product translational activator of GCN4 (gene GCN1). Gene Ontology annotation, molecular function: protein kinase regulator activity. Gene Ontology annotation, biological process: cellular response to amino acid starvation; regulation of translation. Lineage: Eukaryota; Fungi; Ascomycota; Eurotiomycetes; Chaetothyriales; Trichomeriaceae. The transcript is spliced from 2 exons. The coding region runs from base 1 to 8055 and encodes 2684 amino acids. Gene Ontology annotation, cellular component: cytosol. The record is from RefSeq and is a predicted model, not a curated record.
AUGGAAAAUGAGGUGGAUCAUGUUCCUACAGUCGACACGCUCGAGGACAAGGUGAAGGGUCUUCAGAGUAACUCGACCAACGCUCAAAUAGAAGUACUCCGAGGCCUACUGGCGCAACUCGAGGAUGACACUAAAGAGACUAGCACCUCACCCGAGAGCGCUGCUUUCUUCCCUUGUCUGCUGAACACAUACCCCCGUCAGCUCGAUCGUAGACCACGAAAACUUAUCCAGUCAUGCCUGAGGAUAUAUUUGAGAACUGAUACAUCCGGCAAAGUCAGCACGUUUUUGGCAGCAUUCCUGCUGAAGGAGAGUCAGAAGACUGUCGUGGCAGCCAGCAAUGCCUUCGUCCUGCUCGAGUGGUGUACCGUGGUAGAGGAAGAGCAAGCUAAACUAGCCAGUAUAAAUGAGCCACUUCUCAGACAAGUAUGUGCAGCACAAGCCUUGCUACUAGACAAGUGCCUAGCGCAGGAAGCAAAAGAGGGAUUGUCACACACUGCACUUGUCCUCUGCAGGCGUGGCCUGCGGAAAUUGUUCCAGUCUCAACAUUACGAGCCUGUGUUGAGUCUUGUGGUCAAAGAACUUACAUCUGGUCCUACUGCCGGCCCUGCAAAUGCCGCCCUUCUUGGCGUUGUAUCAGGCGUUAGUGUACGUUUACCCAAUGUCAAACCCUCGUUCGAGUCGCACAUAAGCGAAAUUCUUGACUUCUAUAUCAAGGUUAUCCUUGGUGCAAAGACGACCUUGCCGAAGCAGCAGGCCAAUGGGCUCAACGAGUUCUUCAGCAGAUUUCUAUCGAAAGAUGCCGUAUAUUCGACUAUCAUCCCGACGAUCGAGAAGGGGAUCUUACGAUCUCCGGAGAACGUGCUACAGGGUCCAAUUCCGUCGCUAGCAAAGUCCUUACCUGAAGAGAUUGAUCUGUCCCAGGCCCUUUCUAGCAAGCUUUUAAAACCUUUACUCUCCUCCCUAGGAUCAACAAAUGCCUCGAUCAGAGAGGGGGCCGCUCAUAGCUUGUCCGCGUUACUGGUCAGGAAGCAAGAUGGGUCUGAGCUGGAAAAAGUCAUCAAUGACCUGCUUGCAAACCUCAAAUCUUCAAAGACGGCAAGCUUCGAAUUACGAGCUAUAGUUUGCGACUGUUUACGAGAAGUCGCUCCGUCAGAGAAAGUUUCUGCCAACAUUGUUUUGAGUGCAGUGCCUGUGGCUGCAAAAGAAGCGAAUGAAGGUGCUCUUCGCAGAGAAAUAGCUACGAUUGCAGCUCAUUCAACCUUCCUGUUGGCUAAUGAGACGUGGACAAAGGAGAUGACAGACUUGAUAGUAAAGGGAUGUACUGAUAAACGUGCAUCGUUCAAGAAAAUAUGGCUUACCGGUACAGCUGCAGCUCUCCUUCCUUUGUCGACGGUUCCUGUUUCCGGUCCAGUUAAGGACUUUGUUAUGGCUCUUCUAGGUCAUGCUGCAGAGGCAUACGUUGAGAUCGCCGCAAAGCCACUUCCAGCUGCUCAGGCUGGUAACGUAUCGACGGCGUUCGUUGUCCCUGCACUUGCCCAACACAAGGCUUUGGCAACUCUCCUGCAAGAUACUAAAGCGAAACUCUCACCAAAUGCUAUAGGCUUGUCUCUGAUCCAGCCGACUUCUUUCUUACUCAAUCCUCAAGUCUAUUCGAAGGUGACAACUGCCGAAGACCAGAUUUGGGCUCUCAAGGCUCUCCUGGCCAUUGAUGCAUACCUUGAGAAUGCAUCUGACGAAGGCAAAUCAGCAUGGGGUCGAGCACUGCUGCAUUUACUGCUUGCGCCGGAAAGCGAUCCUCAAACCCGCAAAUCUACAGGAGAAGAGCUUGCCAGAAGGUAUUUAGCAAACACUUCGGCUGUUGGCUCAAGUAUAGUUCUGGGUAUCUGGAGCUAUCUUCGCGAGGAAUAUUCAGGACAGGUCAAAAAACCAAAGUCAGAAAAUGCAGCACCUCACAUGCCUCUGAAGCGAGCAGUCACAAUCAUAAGUCCUUCGAAGGCUAUCUGGGAGAAGAGUCAAUUAAGUGUGCCUCAAUCAAUUUUAGACAAGCAAGCAACUACAACUGUUGUGCUCUAUGGUGAAGAUUUGAUACCCGGCGUUGAGUGGGUUUCAAACCUGCUAUCUAUGGGUAUCGAUCCAGGCACACUAGCUGCAUCGAGGACUUCCGAGCUGAUGCACGAAAUCCUUAGCAUGUUUGAGCCAGGAAAGAUGGAUGUGCUAUCGUCAUUCGAACGAGCUGCCUGCAGAGCUGCAUCCACAUUGAUGUUCGUGGCACCUGAUCACAUCAGCCCUGUAUUAGUCGACCAGAUACGGCGCGACCUUAAUGCUACUCAACUCGAUGGUCUGGGUGUCACAGACGCUGCCAUUGCUCGGGCCCCAGAUGGAGUCAUGGUGGUAGACCCAUUAGCAAAAAUCAACGGACAUGUCGAGAACAAGAAUGUGAAGGACUACGAUACUCUGAAAUGGGAAGAGGAGCUCCGGUCGCAACUUGCAAAGAAAAAGGGAGCUGCACAAAAGAAACUUACUCCUGAUCAGCAGGCGAAGGUUGAUGCGCAGCUGGCUCGUGAAACCCAGAUACGCAAGCGUGUCAAAAACUUGUCAGCUCAGCUGCGAAGAGGCGCAGGCUUUAUCCAUGCUUUGGCUGUUGGUCCUCCCACUGAAGCACGAUUAUGGAUGUCUCCAGCUAUCGCAUGCUUGGUCGAGGUCUUUGAAGCUGGUGGCUCAUUUUUUGUUGACGACGAGCUCAUCGCAGCCUAUCUUGCUUGCUCAAAUUAUGUUACAGAUCGACUUGGAGCCUUGCGACCUUUUGUCGGUGUUGUCACACUACGAGCAAUUGGGACUAUCAAUUUGAUGCCCGAGCUAGAGGUUGAACCGCUGGAAGAGCUUGCUACAAGAGUGCUUUAUCGACUACGAUUUGCUUCCGAACAGCGACCAUUCGAUACUGCAUCCUUAGCAUAUUCAAUCCCGCUCAUCUUCUCCGUCCUCGAUAAUGGCAGAAUUGGCAGGCCUGCCUCUAGAGAGGAUGCUGAUGCGCAAGUAUUGCUUGCUCUAGAAUUCUUGUCCUUUCAGAUGAGUGCCUGCAGCGAUGAGCAUCUGCCGCGAGCUGCUGUCCUUCAUCGUCUGUUUACUUCUAUGCAGAGAUAUCCUCAACACUACCGGCUCAUUAAGGACUGCGCGAUGGAAUUUGCGUCCGCUGUGGCUGCCAAUAUCACAGAUGAGGAGCGAGACGAGCUCCUACAAUCAACCACUUCCGCUGAUACAUCAGUUCGGUCUGCAGCACUCCAAGCUAUCAACGAAUUCCUUGAUUUAUCUGACAUGAAGUACUCGGUGUACAUUUGGAUUGCCUGUCAAGACGACGAGGAGGACAAUGCCGCCACCGCACUCGAAAUCUGGCAAGAGAAUGAGUUCGAGGUGGAAAGACCAAUGAUCGACCUCAUCCCAACAUUUCUAGAGGACAAGGCUCGAAGCACUCGCAACGCAGCUGCUAAAGCUCUGGCCCAAGCUUUGCUUGCUCUUCCCGAAAGCACAACAGAUAUGAGGUCACAGCUUCAGACUAAAUACCAACUAGAAGCUCAGCCACUUGCACCAAAAGCCGACAGAUUUGGUAUUGUGCAACGGGGUGAUUUGAUUGACCCGUGGGAAAAGCGAAGUGGUGUCGCACUUGCUUUCAAAGAGCUCGCGAAUGUUCUCGGCCAUGAUGACCUAUUGCCUUUCAUGCAGUUUCUGGUCUCCGACGGGCCCCUAGGCGACCGACAUGCAAAAGUACGCCAAGAAAUGGCUGAUGCUGGCGUGGCCAUUGUCACACAGCGAGGGAAAGACGUACUAGAACCCAUGAUGAGUAUGUUUGAGAAGACUUUGGAAGGAUCAGAAAAUGCGACUCAAGAAUCGGACUAUGUCAACGAAGCAGUCAUCAUCUUCUACGGCUCACUCGCACAACAUCUUCCUGCUGGCGAUCCACGAAUGAAAAAAGUGCUCGAGAAGCUCAUCGAAACUCUAAGCACACCGUCAGAAUCCGUACAAUAUGCUGUUGCAAACUGCUUGCCAUCCCUCGUGCGUGCCGCUGGACCCGAUGCAGAUCCAUACUUUCCUCGACUACUAGAAGAGCUGCUGCAAGGCAAGAAAUAUGCCGCUCGAAGAGGUGCUGCGUAUGGAUUGGCUGGCAUGACAAAAGGACGUGGUAUCUCUGCAUUGCGACAAUUCCGCAUCAUGUCAUCUCUCAAAGGCGCAACUGACGACAAGAAGAAUCCGGACAAGAGACAAGGUGCAUUGAUGGGGUAUGAAUUGUUGUCGGCCAUCCUAGGCAGAGCAUUCGAACCAUAUGUUGUCGAUGUGCUGCCACAGCUACUGAGCAGUUUCGGUGAUCCUGUCGCAUCAGUUCGUGACGCCUGCUUGGAUACUGCAAAAACCUGCUUCUCUAGCCUCAGCUCAUAUGGUGUGGCUAAAGUCUUACCACAGCUACUCGAGGGACUUGACGAGACACAAUGGCGAAGCAAGAAGGGUGCUUGCGAUCUCCUUGGAGCAAUGGCUUAUCUCGACCCUCAACAAUUGGCACAAAGUCUACCAGACAUUAUCCCUCCAUUGACAAGUGUGCUAACAGAUUCACACAAGGAAGUACGAGCGGCGGCAAACAGCAGUCUGAAACGCUUCGGUGAAGUCAUCAGUAAUCCAGAGGUCAAGAGCCUUGUCGAUACACUACUUAAAGCACUAAGCGAUCCUACGAAGCACACCGAAGAUGCGCUCGACGGCCUGAUAAGAGUGUCCUUCAUUCACUACAUCGAUUCACCUUCGCUUGCGUUAAUUGUGCGUAUCUUAGAACGUGGUUUGAACGACAGAUCCUCGACAAAACGCAAAGCUGCCCAGAUCAUCGGUAGUCUUGCUCAUUUGACCGAGAAGCGCGACAUCAUCACUCACCUACCUAUUCUCGUGCAAGGUCUACGUCUUGCCGCUAUAGAUCCGGUUCCAGCCACUCGCGCGACUGCUUCAAAGGCAUUGGGCAGUCUGGUUGAGAAGCUGGGAGAAGAUGCAUUCCCCGACCUGAUUCCAAGUCUUAUGGCUUCACUGCGUACGGAUACUGGUGCUAGUGACAGAAUUGGUUCAGCCCAAGCUUUGUCUGAAGUCCUCGCGGGUCUUGGCACGGCACGUCUCGAAGAGACUCUCCCGACACUCCUGCAGAAUGUGGCCAGUACCAGAGCUGUGGUCAGAGAAGGUUUCAUGACACUUUUCGUCUAUCUACCCGCCUGUUUCGGCAACAGCUUCGCAAACUAUCUCGCUCAAAUCAUUCCAGCAGUGCUUAGUGGGCUUGCAGAUGAUGUUGAAGCAAUCAGAGACACAGCAUUGCAUGCAGGUCGACUACUUGUCAAAAACUUUGCCACGAAAUCGAUCGAUCUGUUACUGCCUGAGUUGCAACGUGGUCUUGCCGAUGAUAGUUAUCGAAUUCGUCUCAGUUCCGUUGAGCUAGUUGGCGAUCUGUUGUUCAACCUUACGGGCCUGUCAGCCAAGGCAGAAGCUGAAGAGGAUGAAGAUCGUACAGCAGCCGCUGGUCAGUCCUUAUUAGAAGUACUCGGCGAAGAUCGCAGGAAUCGGGUAUUGUCUUCGUUGUAUAUCUGCCGCUGCGAUACAUCUGGCCUGGUCAGGACUGCAGCUGUUGCAGUUUGGAAAGCGCUUGUUGCCACUCCACGAACGCUACGUGAGAUUGUGCCAACCCUUACUCAGAUGAUAAUCCAAAGACUGGGUUCCAGUAAUGCAGAGCAGAAGCACAUCGCCGCUAAUGCGCUUGGCGAAGUUAUCAGAAAAUCUGGUGAAAGCAUCUUCAAUUCUCUGUUGCCCACGUUAGAGCAAGGACUCGAGAGCUCAACAAAUGCGGAUAAUCGUCAAGGUAUUUGUAUAGCUCUUCGUGAGAUUGUGACUGCGGCGGCGCCUGACUCGAUCGAGGACAACGAGAAGAAAAUCAUUGGAAUCGUCAGAAUGGCUCUUGUCGAUUCUGCUGACGAAGUUCGGGAAGCAGCUGCUGAAGCAUUUGAUGCUUUGCAGGAUAUCAUCGGCAAGCGUGCAGUCGAUCAGGUACUGCCAUAUCUGCUCAACCUUCUGCGAAAUGAGGAUGAUGCUCAAAAUGCGCUUUCAGCUCUUUUGACCUUGCUGACAGAACAGAUGAGAGCAAACGCAAUCCUACCAAACCUGAUACCUACACUGCUUACUUCACCUAUCUCAGCAUUUAAUGCCAGAGCUAUCGCUUCUCUAGCCAAGGUUGGUGGUGCGGCUAUGAACCGUAGAUUACCUACCAUACUCAAUAAUCUUGCCGACAACAUCAUCACAUGCAAAGACGACGAGCGAAAGGUCGACUUGGAUGCAGCCUUUGAUGCUGUAAUAUGCUCAGUUGACGAGUACGAUGGUCUCAAUACCGCUAUGAGUGUUAUGCUUCAAAUGAUCAAACAUGAUGACCACAAUCGACGAGCAGUUGCAGCUAUACACCUUGGUCAAUUUUUCAGCAAGACUGAUGUCGACUAUUCCCGUUACAACCAAGACCUCAUUCGUGUUCUACUUAUAUCGUUCGACGAUCGCGACAAAGCUGUGGUCUCAGCUGCUUGGUCUGCUCUGAGUGCGUUGCAGAGUCACCUACGAAAGGAAGAAAUGGAAUCGCUUACUGCAUCGACAACAACAGUCAUGAAGCAAGUAGGAACUCCUGGCAGCAAUCUACCUGGGUUCAUGCUGCCCAAAGGCAUACAGCCUGUGCUGGCGAUAUUCCUUCAAGGUUUGAUGAAUGGUACAGCGGAACAGAGACUUCAAGCCGCCAAUGGUAUUUCCGAUAUGAUCGACAAAUCAGCGUCAGAUUCGUUGAAACCAUUCGUGACACAGAUUACUGGACCGCUCAUUCGAGUCGUCGGAGAACGAUCCGUGGACGUCAAGACAGCCAUCAUCCAUGCUCUCAACCAACUUCUGGACAAGAUCCCUGCUUUCUUGCGCCCUUUCCUACCACAGUUGCAACGAACAUUCACGAAAUGUAUUGCAGAUCCUACCAGCGAUGUGCUUCGCAACAGAGCAAUUCGUGCUUUGAGCACACUGAUCACGCUGACUCCAAGAAUCGAUCCUCUUAUCACAGAAUUGACGACCGGUGCAAAAACAAGCGACACUGGAGUACGGAAUGCCAUGCUCAAAGCCUUGCAGGAGGUUGUCAGCAAAGUAGGUGGUAAUAUGAGUGAGCCAUCAAGAGACGCCAUUUUGAGUCUGAUGGACUCACAGGACGCCAACUCUGAUGAGAUGAUGGUGGUCAUGGCUAAAUUGCUUGGUGCCAUGGUUAAAGUGUUGCCUCCUGCCACAGCUGAUUCUAUGGUCAAAAGUCGUGUACUUGUUCAACCAGCAACAUCAGCCUCGAUAUUGGCUGUUAAUGCAGUGCUUGCAGAAAAUCCUAAGGUCGUUACAGGAGCACAUCUCGAUUACACCAAAGAGGCUCUUGUAUCUUCCUUGGCAGAAGGUGCAACCUUCAUUCAACACAAUGCAGUCUUGGCUGUGGGCAAACUUCUCCUCGUCCAUCCAAACGACGAUGACGACACGGUUGUUUCCGAUGUGUCCAUCGCUAGACCAUUGAUCGAGGCACUAGCCAGCAAGAUCAAGCAAGGUAAUGAUAUCGAUACUCGUCGACUUAGCCUGGUCGUUGUCCGCACACUAGCGAGACAUCACAACAGUCACAUUCAGCCUUUCGCCUCGUCUCUACUGCUGCCAAUCUUCCAGUCGCUACGCGAUCCCGUCAUUCCGAUCAAGCUCGCAGCUGAGGCUUGCUUCAUUCAACUCUUUGAUGUUGUUGAGUCGGAAAGCGUAUUGUUCGACAAGUUCAUGAACAGUGAUGAGGCGAAGAAGGAUAUCCCAGCACCAAUAUUGCGCAGCAUUAGCGAGUACAUGAAGCGUGUUGGUCUCAAGCUAGGCAACCAAAAGAGAGAACAGAAAGAGGCAGAAGGUGGUGUAAAAGGAGCUCUCGGUCUUGCAAGUGACGAGGUGGAGGACGAAAGAGAGGUUUGGAGUGUAGGAAGAGUCCAGGUUGAGGGUACCUUUGAUGCGGAUGAUUAG